Molecule: messenger RNA, 3339 nt
Organism: Magallana angulata
Lineage: Eukaryota; Metazoa; Mollusca; Bivalvia; Ostreida; Ostreidae
Product: histone acetyltransferase KAT7-like
Exons: 13
Coding region: 127-1986 (619 amino acids)
Biological process (GO): regulation of DNA-templated transcription
Cellular component (GO): nucleus
Molecular function (GO): histone acetyltransferase activity; zinc ion binding
Source: RefSeq, a predicted model, not a curated record
UUAAACCGGAAGUGAAUUAUCGGCGGAAUAUUGUACUAAUUGAAUGAAUGAAAAACAUAGAAUGCCUUAAUUUUUGAAAAUUGAAACUCCAUUAGACCGCUUUACAUUCUGUAUACUAUAGUGGAUAUGACGAAACGGAAGAGAGGAGGGAAAGACACCUCUCAGUCUGAGGAGAGUGAGGGUUCUGUGGUGGACAGUGAAGCAGAGAGUGUGGCAGAGUCCAGGGUCACACGGAGGUCAGCUGCAGGCCUGAAUUCUCCACAUCCAGUGGCACCACCAAAGAAGAAAAGAAAGAAGAAUCUCUCAGAGUCCUUAUCAGAAUCAGAAAGUGAACCACCUGUACCCAAAUCCAGUCGAGGCAAGACGGCCAGUGCAGCCAAGAACAAGAGCAAGACCAACAGUUCUCGCUCUAGUGGUAAUUCUAGUGACUCUGACCGGGCAAUCAGUGAUAGCCCAGGCAAGGGAAAAUCAGACUCCGGUAAAAACAGUCGCGGAAAGGACAGUCGCAGGAGUGGGAUAAGUGAAAGAACUGUGACGCCCAGGGGAAAGUUUCCCACACCCUCAAGACAAGGGAAGUCUUCUAAAAAACAGACAAUGGAGUCCUCUUCAGAGGACGGCCUAAUGUCCAUGUGGACAGAGAAAAGGGCCACCCCUAACAUGGACUAUAAUGAGAGUAAUGCAAAGUGCCCACUCCCCGGUUGUGAUUCUAAAGGUCAUCUAACUGGAAGACAUGAGACUCACAGAACACUAGCGUCGUGUCCCCUCUAUCACAACACUUCAGCCGAUGAAUGCAAGAAAAAAUAUGAUGACCGUCAGAAGCAGCAGGAAGAAAAGGAUAAAACCCAGGAGACAACUUCGGGAAAGAGAGAUAUGAGACGAUUGGUUCAGACCAAUGAGCAGAAAGAAAAAGUGCGAGCAGUACGAGACGAGAGGAAGAAAUUCAAAGAGAUUCCUGACGACCUGAGGAAGAAACACCGUGCACACAAGGAGAACUUUGAGCGAGCCAGGGAACCACUGCUCCAGGGUCUGGCGUCCAAGAGCGAUCUGAAGCUGUUCAAGGAGGCCCAGGCGAAGGCCUGUGAAGUGUUGGAGCAUGAGAUUACUACCCACUACUCCAGGAAUGACCUGCAGGAGUACAGGAUCAAAAAGCUGGAGAUCGGCCGCUUCGAAAUGUCCACAUGGUAUUCCAGCCCUUACCCUGAGGAGUAUGCCCGCUUGCCCAAAAUCUACCUAUGCGAGUUCUGUCUCAAGUACAUGAAAACUUCCACAAUUCUCAGGAGACACAUGGCAAAAUGUGUAUGGAGACAUCCACCAGGGGAUGAAAUCUACAGAAACAAAAAUAUUUCUAUGUUUGAAGUAGAUGGAAAAAGAAACAAGGUUUACUGUCAGAACCUCUGCUUACUGGCCAAGCUGUUCCUAGACCACAAGACUCUGUAUUUUGAUGUGGAACCGUUCUUGUUUUACGUCAUGACGGAGAAUGACAAUCAUGGGUGUCAUAUAAUCGGCUACUUCUCCAAGGAGAAGAAUAGUUUCUUGAACUACAAUGUGUCCUGUAUAUUGACAUUGCCCCAGUACAUGAGGCAGGGCUAUGGGAAAAUGUUGAUCGACUUCAGUUAUUUAUUAAGUAAAACGGAGAACAAGAUCGGCUCGCCCGAGCGACCAUUGUCUGACCUUGGUCUCAUCAGCUACAGGAGUUACUGGAAGGACGUGCUGCUGGGGUACCUCCAUAAGUACCAGGGCAAGGAAAUCUGUAUCAAAGAUGUGAGCCAGGAGACAGCCAUUAAUGCUAACGACAUUGUCAGCACUCUUCAGGCCCUGGGCAUGCUCAAGUACUGGAAGGGCAAACAUUUAGUACUUAAGAGACAGGAUCUGAUCGAAGAUUUCUUGGAGAAGAAGGCCAAGAGACCCACAGACAAUAGAGCCAUUGAUUCAAACUGUUUGAAGUGGAUACCCCACAAUAAACGGACCGCACCACAACAAGCGUAGUGAUGAAGGACUCUGGAUGGAGGAGAGGUUUCAUAGAUGAAGCCAGCUGUGCCAUGUUAUCUUUGUUUUUAUUAUGUUGUUACUAAAGACAAGCUCAUUUGUGAUCUCAGUCUCAAUUUUCCACCAUAAUUCCUAUUGUUAAAGUGAGACUGAGAUCAAAAGUGAGCUCGUCUAAGUUUUAUGGCCACUGGGGCCAGUUCAGUUACCUGUACAUUGCAUAUUGUUAAAAUAUUGUGUAAAUAUUUGUAUAUACUGUACAUACUGUAAAUUCAUUAGUUUUAGUCUUUAGAGAAAAAAAAAAUAGAGAUUGCUUUUCAUUUGUUUUCAAGAACCUGUAAUGUAUUGACUUGCAAGGCGUGUGAACACUUUGUUCAUUAUCCAAUUUCUCCCGCUGGUACACAUGUUUUUGUGUAGCAGUGUAAGGUAAAAUGUUCGUCUUUAUGUGAGAGGGACAAUGCUUGCUGUGUUCAGUAAUAUAAACAGAGUUAUGCAUGUACCGGUCUACAAAGUGAGACUGAACUCCCGUGCAUGCGAUUUGAUUUUAGAUUGUGUACAGUUAUUUCAUGUACACUGUAUUACAAAGUGAAAUUUUAAUAUGACUGAACAGAAGUGUAUUGAGUUAAAAUGAAAAUUUAAUGCUGAACAAAAUUAGGAUGAGUGCAAUUUUGAGGAUUUUUGAUUUCAAGUACCAGAAGAUUUACCGGUAUAUGUUUGUAUAUAUAUAUUAAAAUACUUUUUAUCCCAUGCCAGGAUACGAUGUCAUAGAAUUGUAGUUUGAAUAACUACAUUGAUUUCAAAAGUUGUUUUAAAUGUUUUCUCUUUUUAAAUUUUAAUUUUUUAAGUUUACAUAAAAAGUGUAUCAAUAUUUUAAUAGCUAUAACAAAGUCCUUGAGGGUUGCUAUAUAAAUGAUAAUCAAUGCUGACUUUGAAAGUAUUUAAAUCUCAUUUUUUGAACAUCAAGUGUAUGUUUCUUUGUUAUGGUUAAUAAACUGGGUGGGUUUUUUUUUACACUGAAAGAAUGAGUAGUAAUAUUCCAGUACCGUACUUCUUUCUUUUGCAAUAUGAACAAUUCUGUAACUGGGAAUUUCUUUGGAAUUUUAGUGAGUCAUUGAAUGUAUAUAGACGUACAUUGUACAUGCAUUUACCGACAUUUGUUCAGUGUUCUUGUGAUAAUAAGUAAUAUUUAUUACAUUCUUCAGUCUUCAUUAUAAAUGUGAGUAGUAUACCAUUUCGUUGAAAAUGUACUUGUUGUUACAUAGAGUUGAUUGUAACUGUAGCGUAAAACCCUGUCCCUAUUUCUUUUCCAAAGUUACUGAACUAUCAUUUUUAAUAAAGUGAUUUUUUUUAAAAUAA